AUGAAAUUUUCAGCUUUACUUUUCGGCCUUUCCUCUGGCCUUCCCAUCUACAACUACGUCCUCGCCAAGCACCUCGCCAAGAACUACAAUGCUCCUUCUUUGAAUAUGCCAACACUCAACCUCAAUCCACUCACUCCAGCCCACAAGGACUUUGCCAGCCAAGUUAUCAUCCCUGGAAUGAUUGCUGAUCAGACCGAAGGUUCCCAAAAGUCCAAGAUGAACUGGUACUUCUGGAUGAAGCAAAACGCUGCAACCGACCUCACAAACCUCGGCAACCUCGCCUUGAUCCCAAUGAUGCAGGGAGAAAUCCGAGCCGCCCCUAAGGCUGAAGAAUACGUCUACGUCCCCGCCGCAAAGGACCAAAACUCCAUCCUCGGCACCGGCGGCCAAGACGCGUUCUGGAAUGGUCAAGGCUUCGAAGAUGUUUGGUACCCAAGAGGAGAUGUCAAAUCCAACUGGUAA
This is a messenger RNA of Oikopleura dioica, 462 nucleotides long. The record is from the annotation of a GenBank genome assembly. Lineage: Eukaryota; Metazoa; Chordata; Appendicularia; Copelata; Oikopleuridae.